Messenger RNA from Puntigrus tetrazona (Sumatra barb), 3633 nucleotides. RefSeq names its product pyrimidinergic receptor P2Y4 (gene p2ry4). NCBI's taxonomy places the organism in Eukaryota, Metazoa, Chordata, Actinopteri, Cypriniformes, Cyprinidae. The transcript is spliced from 2 exons. Gene Ontology annotation, biological process: transepithelial chloride transport; G protein-coupled receptor signaling pathway. Gene Ontology annotation, molecular function: G protein-coupled UTP receptor activity; G protein-coupled purinergic nucleotide receptor activity. The record is from RefSeq and is a predicted model, not a curated record. Bases 467 to 1588 code for a protein of 373 amino acids. Gene Ontology annotation, cellular component: plasma membrane.
GUUUAAAGGGCAUGUGAGAUGAGCUACGAUUGUAAAUUACCGUCUGCGCGAUGGGCAAAGAUGCCACAAACUGAUAAGAGCGUGAUAUGAUACCGAGAUGAAUUCAAGCGAUUUAGUUUGCGGAAUUAUAUCCCAAGGAAAAGUAGAAGAGUUUUAAUAGGCUAUCUAAGACUAGUUUUUUUUUUAAACACCUUAGCGGGUUUGUAGUAGUAUUUAAGAAAAGUGAUGAGAUAUUGACUAAUACCUGCCACUAAUGUUGGUGAACUGUUUUUAAGGAUCUGAGGGAGAAACUUUGGCGCCGAUUCCCCGGCCCUCAGCUAAAGCCCUCACCUAGUCCGGCGGACCACAGCAGAUCGAGAGCGCCCAGUGCGAAAAAUCUGGAUGUCUAACCCUUUCAAACUAGUAGUUUUUUUAAAAACACUAGCGACAACCAUCUACGUUCACGUUUUGACCUGCGAAGGAACGCAUGAAGCUCGUUCAGUUGAGUGAACGAGAAAUGAAUUCAUUAAGGAAAAGCGUCUCAGGGAAUUUGUCUCUUCCAUACACCACACUGAUACCAAGGUCUGAGAAAGAAGUGAAUUUCAGCUGUCUCUUCAAUGAGGAGUUCAAGUACAUUCUUCUACCUGUAUCGUACUCCUUAGUGUGUUUCCUUGGACUGAUACUUAACUCUGUGGCUCUGUGGAUGUUUAUCGCUAAGAUGAGGCCCUGGAAAUCCAGUACGAUUUAUAUGUUCCAUCUGGCCCUGUCGGAUACGCUCUACGUGCUCUCCUUGCCUAUGCUCAUAUACUACUAUGCAAACCGCAGCCACUGGCCUUUUGGAGUUUUUCUCUGUAAGAUUGUGCGGUUUCUUUUCUAUGCUAACUUGUACUGCAGCAUCCUUUUUCUCACUUGCAUCAGCGUGCACCGCUACCUCGGUAUCUGUCACCCCAUUCGGGCUCUGACUUUGGUCAAGCCACGCCAUGCCCACAUGGUGUGUGGUUUUGUCUGGACAGCUGUUAUAGCCUGCCUGGUGCCCAAGCUGAUUUUUGUCAACACUUCUCAAAGAGGAAAUGACACUUUGUGUCACGAUACCAGCCGCCCGGAGGAAUUUCACAAUUAUGUUACCUACAACUCAGUGGUGAUGGUUCUGCUGUUCAUCCUGCCGUUUCUGGUCAUCAUGGUCUGCUACUGUUUAAUGGCGCGGGCCCUUUGCCGCCCCCGAAAGGGCCUGUCCCAAAGUCAACCGAGUUCAUCCCGGAAGAAGUCUAUUAAACUUAUCAUAGUGGUGCUGGUUGUGUUUGCAAUCUGCUUUGUACCCUUCCACAUCACCCGUUCGCUCUACUACGCCUACCGCAUUCUAGACGCAGAUUGCAGAUUGCUUAAUAUCGUCAACUUUGCUUAUAAAAUCACUCGCCCACUUGCUAGCAUGAACAGCUGUUUGGACCCCAUCCUCUACUUUAUGGCAGGGGAUCACUACCGCUCUAAACUCCUCAGAGCGUUCACUAGACAAACUCCGAACACUCGUUCUACUGCGUGUGUGCACGUUAACAACAUCGGGCUGGCCUUUAAGAACCCAGAUGCCCAAGCUGGCACUGAGUCGAGACUCUAGAUUCACAUACCCAGACAUUUUGGGUAAUCUUAAAAAGCACAUCUGGAAGACAUCCCAAGCAAUCUCGGUCAACAGUCAUCAUUUUGCAGAUACGCAUCCAGAAGAAUUCAGGACAGUUUUAUAAACACGUAAAGAAGAUCUGUUUGGAUGUGGUUUGCACCCCUGAUUUUUAUUUUUUUUUUCAUUCAGUGUGAUUAUUGAGGAACUGCAGCUUGUUUUAGAAAAAGCUCUGAUGGCCAAUCACUCCUGGUUACUUGUCAUGUUGAAGUUUCUCACUGUUGGUCAAGGACACAGCUUGGCGGCGUUGGGGUUCUGUCAACACUGAAAACAAAACCUACUCUAUAUGCCAGAGAUGGACUCUGGCCUAUGACUGUUACUACAGAAAUGCCAGUACAAAGCCUUUUGUGUCUCGUGUCAUGUGUGAAGGUCCUAUGGUAGGAAAAGUAGGUGUGAAACGUUCUGCCAAAAAGUAGGACUUGAGUUUUCAUAGAAUUUUGCCAAUGAAAGAAAUCAAUCUUGUGUUGAUUAUUAAAGAAUACCCAAUUUAUUCUACUCUUUAUGUUGAUCUUGAAAGCAUUGCAAGGAUAAGAUAAAAUGGCAUUUAUUUAAAUCAAACAGAGCAUUUGGAAACUUUUCACUUUGAGUGAAAAGGUGAAUGGUUGUAGGGGAAGCUGAAAUUCGAGCUGCGGUUGUGCAGUUAUCCCCGCUUGGCUUGCUUCAUUCCUCUUGCAGAUGUUUUUCUCUUUUGGCGGAACCGAUCUACAGCUGUGUUGCUGUACAUGUGUGUUUGUGUGUAUUUGUGAGUAUUCGCAUAGCAUGGCUGAAUGAAGGAGAAAAAAAGAUCGAAGAAAUCAGAUCCGAUUUGGCGUACCGAGGAGAGAGAUUUUUUUUUUGUCCCCCGGAUGCAACCUCUUUGAGAAUGUUUAGGAGUUUAUAUAUUUUAUUAUUUCGUGUUUAGUUUCUUUUAAAAUAAUGUUAUAUGUUAUGACGGUUCUCUGGUCAUGGUAUUUUAAUUUGUAUUUACAUUAUGUGUUUUGUAUUUGCUUUUGCAUAUAUAUGGCCCUCUCCGAUACAAACAAAAUCCCAACUAAAAUAAAUCAGAAGAAGAAGAGACCAUACUUGUUUACAAAAUACUUAAGUAGAAUGAAGGGGUCUAUUUUAUUUACAGCAUGCUAGAAAAUGUAUUAUAAAGCUAAUAAUUUAUGUCUGCUAUGUGCUUUUUUUUAUACUGCCAAGAAUUUGAUCAUUUACAUCUUAUUUUUUUAAUUUUGUGUGCAUUGAAAUGCAUUUGUGUUUAAGUAUUUAUAUCGAACCAUAUAUACUGUACAGUAUGAGAUUGUGGGAGCCAGGUGGAAAUCUCUUCAUUUUUUUCCCUAUUGGUCAGUAGAGGUCCCCAGAGCUGUUUUCAAAUGUUUCUAAUAAGGAAUGAGUGCAUGGACUUAAUACUCACGUCUUCUUGAGUUCUCUGUCCAGUGCCUUUGACUGUGAUGAAUAGACCUGUUGGCUGCUGCUUUUGUUAUGGUGUUGCUCAGGUCACGAAUAGUUUAAUAUUCACGUGAGAUUUAAAGCACUAAAAUCACUCUUAAUAUUUGGAAACAAAUGGAAUCAAGGUCCAUACACCAUACGUGCAUAUAAAGAAAAAGAUGACUACAAUUUGCUCUGUUAGGGAUUUCUGUUCGAAAUGGGAAAACAACCUCUGUGAGUACUACAAUUAAAAGCAAACAAACCAGUUUUUAAGUGCUGCCAAUUGCACGUUUUGUUUUUGAAGUGGUAAGCCUGCUUUUAUUGUAAUACUUCUACAGGUAAAUAUUACACACUUAUAUGUUGUUGUCAGAGAGGGUGGGUGAUGUUCUAAGUCGGACAUUUAUUUCUCUUUAAUAGUCCUCAUUUUCCCUCCCCCUCUGUCUCUCAUGUCCUGAACUGUUUUCAUCCUCUCAUUCUUGUGCAUUGCCCAAGGACAAGGGUUGGGAGAAAUCAAUGUUGUGAGCACCGCAGUAUAAUACUCAUAAAAGACACUGAGCAAUAAAAAUAUUUUUACUGCUGGA